AUGCUGAUCGACACUAGUAGUACUUCCGAUUCAACGACUAUAAUUGAUUUGGAAAAUCGUUACUACUACGUCAAUCCGAGACAUGUAAAUACGGAAUUUAAUAUUGAUGGAUUCAAAUGGAGGAUCAUAUUUGAAAAACAACAAAUCGUCUUCACCCUUUUAUCCGAAGUAUCUGAAUUUACCUCAAUUGAUCUCAUCAUCACUUGCACCGAUUUCAUCUCUAGUUCCACUUUCACCUCACAAUUCGCGAGAAGUGGAGAGUCAGUUGUUCAUCAGUGGCUGCCUGGCGGCCACCACGUGCAGCUAGAAAUUGACCAGACCAUUCAUGAGAGCCAAUUCGAUGGCAUAGACUUCAGUCGUCCUUUCGAGCAGACCAAUGCUGUCCUACAAGUGGAAGAUGAAGAGUUUCAUGUCCACACAUUUCUGCUCAGCAUGGUCUCACAAUUCUUCCGUGUUCUAUUCAACGGUCCAUUCUCCGAGUCUUCCGACCUCACGAAACCAAUCGAGCUCAAAGGGAUCUCGUCUUGUUCAUUUAGAAACUUGCUAAAUUGCAUAUACGCUUAUCCAACUGGAUUUAGAAUUACUCGGGCCAACAUCACUGAGCUUUUGGAGCUAAGCCAUUACUAUGACUGCCAACGGAUCACAAUGCUCUGCGAAAACAACUUGAUGUACGAUGUACGCUGCAACGUCCGCUCAAAGCAGAAAAUGGAAUUAGCCAUCCGUUAUGAUCUUGAAUCUCUGAAGAAUCACCUUCUUCUCCAGGAACCCCGUCUUGUCGAUCUUCUUGCUCUCAACUAA
Caenorhabditis briggsae is the source of this 798-nucleotide messenger RNA. Gene Ontology annotation, molecular function: protein binding. The transcript has 8 exons. NCBI's taxonomy places the organism in Eukaryota, Metazoa, Nematoda, Chromadorea, Rhabditida, Rhabditidae. Bases 1 to 798 code for a protein of 265 amino acids. The record is from RefSeq and is a predicted model, not a curated record.